Messenger RNA from Salarias fasciatus (jewelled blenny), 1365 nucleotides. It is a transcript of the gene tmem230a, whose product is annotated as transmembrane protein 230a. The coding region runs from base 148 to 513 and encodes 121 amino acids. The transcript has 4 exons. NCBI's taxonomy places the organism in Eukaryota, Metazoa, Chordata, Actinopteri, Blenniiformes, Blenniidae. The record is from RefSeq and is a predicted model, not a curated record. Gene Ontology annotation, cellular component: endomembrane system; synaptic vesicle. Gene Ontology annotation, biological process: synaptic vesicle transport.
ACGGAGGGCAGGUAAGCGGGGAGCAGGAGGAGAAGCCACUGUCUACCCAGUGGAGCCACGUAUGGCUGUUUCCAGUAUCUCCUGUCUAACUUCCAGGAGGCUAAUGCUGCUAAUGCUGCGGCUAAUUAGCUAACCUUCUCUGCCAAAAUGAAGACAACAAGGAACAAUUUAUCAGCUGCUGGAAUGUCCAAUAACAAGGUCAAAUACUCUCGUCUCGCCGCCGAUGAGGACGGCUACAUAGACCUACAGUUCAAGAAGAGUCCGCCGAAGGUCCCAUACAAGGCCAUCGCUCUGGCCGUAUUCCUGUUCCUCGUGGGGUCACUGCUCAUCAUCUUCGGGGCUCUGCUCCUGUCUGGAACCAUUAAAGUGGAGCAUCCUGACAGAACCAUUCCUGUCAUCAUCAUAGGCCUGCUUGUCUUCCUGCCUGGAUUCUACCAUUUGAGAAUCGCCUACUACGCAGCCAAGGGAUACCGGGGCUACUCCUACGACGACAUCCCAGAUUUUGGUGACUGAGUUCUGAGACAGCUGCGGAUCGUCUUCUGCUGCCAGACGGUGUAUCCUGAGACCGUCGGCUGCUGUUUACUUUCCGAACGCAUGUAGCAAAACACAAAGAAAAAAAAAUCUCUGUUCUCCAACAGAGGCCUCUGUUUGGCCAGCUGGAUGUUGUUGCUGAUUUCUUUUAUUUUAUUUUUGUGCUUCCUGCUGUAUUACCCUCCAGAAGCUUGACUUUACAUAUUUUAUAUUUGCAAUUUUAUACCAAUGAGACACUGAGUAGAGAAUGUCAGGCCCAGCUAUUUGCCUGCAACAACACUGCAAUAUUUUGCUGCCAUACUUGACAACACACAUUUAAAAGUACAAUAUUGAACACAUUCUAAGCAAACCAGCAAACCUCAGUUCAUCCUGUACAGUAAUACUGUCCACAGUUCCCCAGGAGAAGCAGCACAUGCUACAAACACUGCUUGAUAGAACGGUAACCAAGAGGCUGAACGUCUCCGCAGCUGCUAACUUCUAAUAAAUCACACCAGCAAAACUCUUGGAGCAGAACUGUCGCUACAGUCACACUCCUUACUUAUGGGGUUGCAGUGAAGUUAGAGAUCCACCAGCGUCUGCAUUCUCCAUGUUGCAAUACCAGUUUCCCCCACAAGGUGGUGGGAUGAGUCAUUCAAGCACAUAUAAAACAGCAGAUGUAGACAGAACAGUAAACAUGACAAUCACUGCAAAAAGAUAAAAUAAACUCCACUGUCUGCAUACGGUGUGUUACAGUGGCUCUUGUAGUCACCCUGUCCGUGUCAAAAUUUAAUAUAUUGUACGCUUUAUUAAAAAAAAAAAAAAAAAAAACGGCCAUGAAUGAGUGGUGCAUAUUUA